CACAAAGCGGGGGGUUAGUCCCGCCCUUGCUCAUCACAUCACUCGCUCUCUCUCACAUCCCCUCUCGCUUGCGCGCUCCCAUCACAUCGCUUGUUUUCUUCAUCAACAUCUCAUCUCAUCAACACCCAUCAAGACAAACACAUCGUUAUGAGUGGCAUGCCACCACCUCAAGUCCCAAGGACAAACGCGGGCUCCGUGCCCAUGGCGACAUCUGGCACCCAGUCGCCCCUCUCCAAGUCACCUGGCACCCGCUCCCCCGUAUCUCGCUCACCCGUCGCCAAGUCGCCCAUUCUCAAACCUCUUACCACCAAGAUCUCUGCACCUGUACCUCCCCUUUCAGCCCCACCGGUCCCCGAGAUUCUGUCGGUGCCGGCACUCGGAGCGGAAGGGCAUGACGCCCUUGCCGAAGCCAUCAGCAAGAUCGACGAGCUGCGUCUCAGCCACCCACCGACACCUGUGACCUCUCCGCCCGAGAGCGCGAGCGCCUCCAACCCUGCCUCCAGACGCGCGUCGCAGGUUGGUUUGAUGCCUGCUAGCGUGUCCGAGAAGCGUUUCUAUUCGCCCCCCGCUACGCCGCACUUUGGAGCCCAGACCGACCUCCUGAGACAGCUCGACGACAGCACCAAGGUCAUUCGCCAGAGUCGCGACUCGAGCGACGGCCUCAAGCGCGCACCUUCGGUGUCGGGCAUAGGCGGUGUCGUUGAGAAGCCAGAUUACUCCGAGGCCAAGAUUGUCGUCGCAAUGGUCGGCCUUCCUGCUCGUGGCAAAUCGUACCUCUCCAACAAGAUGAUGCGCUACCUGCGAUGGCUCGAGUACAACGUGGAGGUGUUCAAUGUGGGGCAGCUCCGGCGGUCCAAGGCUCGUGAGAGUGCUAAACUUGGAGGUAACAAGGCAGACCACUCUGCUACGUUCUUCUCGGAUAGCAACGCGGACGCCAAAGCCGCGCGCGAGCGGCUAGCUGAGGAGUCGCUGGAGAGCCUUAUCUCGUGGCUGAAGAAGGAGGGCAACGUUGGUAUCAUGGACGCCACCAACAGCACGUACGAGCGCAGAGCAAGGAUCAGGGACCGCAUUGCGCGCGAGCCCGGCCUACAGCUCAUGUUCCUCGAGUCGGUGUGUGAUGACCCGGAUGUGAUCGCAACAAACAUUGCCCUCAAGGCGUCGUCGGGUGACCCGGACUACGCGGGCAUGUCCAGAGAGGAGGCUAUUGCCGACUUCCGCAAGCGCAUCGAGGCUUACGAGCGCGUGUACCAGACUGUAUCCGAGCCGGACAUCUCGUACUGCCGUAUCCUCAAUGUCGGAAGCCGUGUGACGAUCAAUCGCAUCGAGGGAUACUUGCAGUCGCGCAUGGCGUUCUACCUUAUGAACCUCCACCUCAAGCCGCGCUCGAUCUACCUGUCCAGGCAUGGCGAGUCAAUGUACAACGUGCAGGGCAAGAUUGGCGGCGACGCUGAACUGUCUCCGCGCGGACUGCAGUACAUGCAGGCCCUGCCGGGGCUUGUGAAGGAGCACAUCGGCGAUGUCGAGUACGAAGUGUGGACGUCGACCCUCACCCGCACGAUCCAGACGGCUUCUCUGCUUCCGCGCGAGAAGAAGCAGUGGAAGGCGCUGGACGAGCUCGACGCCGGCGUCUGCGACGGCAUGACGUACGAGGAGAUUGAGGAGAAGUACCCGGAAGACUACGAGGCGCGGGACGAAGACAAGUUCAACUACCGCUACCGCGGCGGCGAGUCGUACCGCGACGUGGUGGUGCGCCUCGAGCCCGUGAUCAUGGAGCUUGAGCGCGCCGACAACGUCCUGAUCAUCGGGCACCAGGCCAUCAUCCGCUGCCUGUACGCCUACUUUAUGGGGCUGUCGCAGGAGCAGCUGCCGUACAUCAAUGUGCCGCUGCACACGCUUAUCCGCAUCUCGCCGCGCGCGUACGGGUGUCUCGAGGAACGGUUCCCGGUCCCCAUUGAGAGUGUGGACACGCACCGGCCCAAGCCGCCGAAGAAGGGCGCAAAGGUCGACGUGCAGCCUGCCGACACGACCAAGCGCGACUACUUUGGCAGCAACACGCAGUCGUCAGAAUCGGCCGUGACAACCUCGCAGUAGAUGUAGUCUAGACAGUUGUAGACGGAAAUGUACCCUUAGCAUCUGGA
Cutaneotrichosporon oleaginosum is the source of this 2138-nucleotide messenger RNA. RefSeq lists its product as uncharacterized. The record is from RefSeq and is a predicted model, not a curated record. Gene Ontology annotation, biological process: fructose metabolic process; fructose 2,6-bisphosphate metabolic process. Gene Ontology annotation, cellular component: cytosol. Gene Ontology annotation, molecular function: ATP binding; 6-phosphofructo-2-kinase activity; fructose-2,6-bisphosphate 2-phosphatase activity. NCBI's taxonomy places the organism in Eukaryota, Fungi, Basidiomycota, Tremellomycetes, Trichosporonales, Trichosporonaceae.